Molecule: messenger RNA, 127 nt
Organism: Diversispora eburnea
Lineage: Eukaryota; Fungi; Glomeromycota; Glomeromycetes; Diversisporales; Diversisporaceae
Source: the annotation of a GenBank genome assembly
UGUGGAGAAAAGUGGAAGGGUUAGCAAAAGUGAUGGAUAUGGGUUAGCAGCAAUGGAGUUGAUGCAACUAUCUCAAAUUGUUAAUAGGAGAUCAGUUGUGGAGCUAGUGUCAUUAGUUAAUUUCCUG